Messenger RNA from Labrus mixtus (cuckoo wrasse), 3252 nucleotides. Its product is annotated as trichohyalin-like. The coding region runs from base 51 to 3116 and encodes 1021 amino acids. Gene Ontology annotation, biological process: negative regulation of T cell proliferation; positive regulation of T cell proliferation; cellular response to lipopolysaccharide. The transcript is spliced from 6 exons. The record is from RefSeq and is a predicted model, not a curated record. Gene Ontology annotation, cellular component: external side of plasma membrane. NCBI's taxonomy places the organism in Eukaryota, Metazoa, Chordata, Actinopteri, Labriformes, Labridae.
UUGAACAUGUAGAGCCCUCUUGGAUUUCCACAGACGUCAAACAGGUAUACAUGUUUGUUACUAACUCCAUGAUGCUUCAUGUGACAAAUAGACAACCCCUCAGCAGUCAGUUUGGUGCCUUCACUGACCCCGCUGUCCAUGCUGUUGUCUUCCUCGCCCUGUUACACUCAUGUAGAGGCGAAGAACUGGAGACUAAAAAACAUCCGUCCUUCAGGGGAAGAACAUCAUUGUUCAUCAAUGAGCUGGAGAAGGGAAACAUUUCAUUGAAACUCUCCAAAGUUAAAGUCUCCGAUGAGGGAGGAUACAAAUGUGUCAUGCUUGCAUUGUCAAAAGCCUCUUCUGUUCAGCUUGUUGUAGGUUCUGUCUCCUCACCUGUUGUUCAGAUGACCAAAAACAACAAUGGAGUGUUGUUAGAGUGUGAGUCUGCAGACUGGUAUCCAGAGCCAGAGAUGUUUUGGCUGGACGGCGAGGGAAACCUCCUCUCUGCUGAACCCACUGAGACAGUCAGAGGUCCUGAUGGUCUCUACACUGUCAGCAGCAGAGUGACUGUGGAGAAGAGCCAUGGGAGGAAGUUCACCUGUAGAGUCACACAGAGGAAGAUCAACCAGACCAGAGAGAACCACCUCACUAUUCCAGAUCAUCUCUUCAUGCUCCCCAGCACUUCCAGUCCUUCCAGUACUCCUCAUACUCAUUUUGUUAUCGGCGCUGUGAUUGGCUGUGCUGCUUUCAUCUUUGUUGUGUGGAGACGGAGACAAAAGAAAUUCAAAAACAAGAAGACGAGACGUGAGGAUGGAAGUGAACACUCUGAGGAAGAAAAGCUAGUCACAUUUAAAAGUGAUAAAACAGGAUUUCAGGUUGUGAAUGAAAAAGAAGAAGAAAGACUUCACCUCAUUUCAGUUAAAGACGAGAACAAUCCUGACAAAACAGGAGAAAAGAGUGAGACUGAAGAUGAGGGACAAAGACGAGAAACAAAUGCUGGAGAUGAGAGUGAACAGGAGACAGUGAAACCAGUUAGAGACGAUUCAGGACAUUCAAUACAAAUAAAACACAUCAACACUGAUCAGAAGAUGGAGAAGGAAGAGACACAACAAGAGGCAGCGAGUGAUGAAGACGAGAAAGAGACAAAAACUGAGAAGGAGAGACCAAAGAAAGAGAAAAAGGAUGAACAAAUAAAUAAAGGAGUCUCUAGAUCAACAGGACAGAAGAAGCAAGAAGGGAAAGGAAUCCAAGUGGAGGCAGAAAGAGAGAGUGUGGAGAGCAAAGAGAUGCUUCAGUCAGAGAUAAAGAAAGGAGAAAACAAAGAUGAGACUGAGCUCAAACAACAAGAAGUAAAUGGUGAUCAAUGUCUCUUCAAAGAUGAUAAACAGGAGAGGAAGAAGGCAGAACCUGAAGAUAAAACAGAAAUAAACAAAGAGGGGAACCAGUUGAACAUUACUACAAUGACAGAAGAGGAAGCAGAGAAGCAAAAGAAGCAAAGCAGUGAGGAUGUAAAAAAGACAGAAGAAAAGAAGGAUGAGUGGGGGAACAAGGUGUCAGCUAAUAUGGAAGGUACAGAGAGGUCAGACCCUGAAAAACAUCAAGAUGAAACAGGAAGAAAGAACCAAGAGGUUUUAGCAGACAAAGACCUUCAGACAGAGAAACACCAGGGAGAAAAAUCUGAACCAGAUCAGGACGAAACCAAAUACCAGCCAGCAGAAUCAAAAGAGGGUGUAGGGGUUGAGAUUAAACAAAGACAAGAAGAGAGGCAGGAAGCUGGUCUACAAGAGGACAAUGAUACAACUCAAAGGAAGUCUGUGGAGAUACUAAACCAAAUUAGAGGAGUAGAAGAAGAAAAGCAGGCAGAGCAACAACUGGAUGUAAAGGUAAAAGUCAGAGAGCAAAGAGAGGAAUCUAAAGAGGGGGUAAUGGUGGAGGAUAAUGGAAGAGGGGAGGAGAGUUUAGAGACUGACAGAAAAGCUUCUGUUGAUGAAACCCAAAGGAAGGCUGAGGGGAAAGAAAACCAAAGAAGAAGAAGAGAAGAAGCAACCAGACAAGCAGCUGCACGCAGACGAGAAUAUCAGCAUAAAGGUAAAGGAAUCACAGAGGAGAUAAAAGUAGAGUGGACAGACGGAGAGAAACAGGAGUCUGUAACUGAUAAAGAAGCUGACACAGAUGAAACCCAAAAGAAGCACAAGACGAUAACAUCAGAAUCCAAAGGAGGAGAACAACAGCUGAUGCUGCAACAUUCAGACAUGAAUAAAGAAAUGAGAGAGAGAGGAGUGGAGGGUCAGGAGGACCUGCAGCAGGAGGAGGACAUGGAGACUGAUCAAUCUCAACUAAAUGUCAUACAAAGUAUUGAACCACGAAAUACACAAGAGGAAGGUCUCCAUAUAGAUCAGCAACAAAGAGACGAUAUAAGGAGGAAUUCAGAAGAAGGCAGUAUGCAGAUAGAGGCUAGUUCUGAAAUGCGAACACAGGGUCAUGAAGAGCAAAAUAUGAAUUUAAUAAAGGAACAACAGCAGCAGGGGGAGGACAUGGAGACUGAUCAACCUCAACCAAAUGUCAUACAAAGUAUUGAACCACUAAAUACACCAUUUCAAUAUGAAUCAGCUACAGAGGGACAGAGUAAGGAGGCUUUUGGUAGAGGACAGAAAGAGGUGCAGCCCCAAAACAUCAACACUGAUCAGAAACAAAGACAAGAAGAGAGGCAGGAAGCUGGUCUACAAGAGGACAAUGAUACAACUCAAAGGAAGUCUGUGGAGAUACUAAACCAAAUUAGAGGAGUAGAAGAAGAAAAGCAGGCAGAGCAACAACUGGAUGUAAAAGUCAGAGAGCAAAGAGAGGAAUCUAAAGAGGGGGUAAUGGUGGAGGAUAAUGGAAGAGGGGAGGAGAGUUUAGAGACUGACAGAAAAGCUUCUGUUGAUGAAACCCAAAGGAAGGCUGAGGGGAAAGAAAACCAAAGAAGAAGAAGAAGAGAAGAAGCAGUCAGACAAGAAGCUCAGACAACAGCUAAAGGAAUGACAGAGGAGAUAAAAGUUGAGUGGACAGACGGAGAGAAACAGGAGUCUGUAACUGAUAAAGAAGCUGACACAUAUGAAAUCCCAAGGAAGCGCAUGAAGAAAACAUCAGAAUCCUAAGGAGGAGAACAACAGCUGAUGCUGCAACAUUCAGACAUGAAUAAAGAAAUGAGAGAGAGAGGAGUGGAGGGUCAGGAGGACCUGCAGCAGGAGGAGGACAUGGAGACUGAUCAACCUCAACCAAAUGUCAUACAAA